CGUGCGCGGUAGGAGCAUUGCAGUGCAGCCCGUGCAGUGGGUCUCGUCGGUGCGCACCUUGCCGCUCUGGGGAGCGCUAGUCAGCGGCGCCCUGAAGGUGCCUGUGAAGAGAGUUGAGGCUGGACCGCGGAACGCCCUGAGCUGUCUGUGGAGCGGGGCAGAUCGCCGCUGAAGGGCUGAAGCGCGGCCAAGGUCACUGGUAGAAGAGAGAGAGAGAGCAGUUCCUGACAAUGUCAAGGAGAAAGUUGGAGAAUAAAAGCCUUUCAGGCUUGUUAGCUACAUCUCUGCAGACACAAAUCAAGACGGACAAUUUCCACCAUUUUUAUAUGCUUGAAUCGAAGGAGUUAGGAAGAGGUAGAUGUGCUGUAGUGCGAAAAUGUAUAGCUAAAUCCACAGGCCAAGUGUAUGCAGCUAAAUUCCUGAAGAAAAGAAGAAGAGGUCAAGAUUGCAAAGCUGAGAUAUUUCAUGAGAUUGCUGUACUGGAAUUAAUGAAAUCUAAUCCUCGCAUAGUUAAUCUCCAUGAAGUCUAUGAAACGGCAAAUGAAAUUAUCUUAGUGUUGGAAUAUGCUGCUGGAGGAGAAAUGUUUGACUUGUGUGUCCCAGAUCUGGACGACAGAAUUGGCGAAAGGGAUAUUGUAAGACUUAUAAGACAGAUACUUGAAGGACUUUGCUGCUUGCAUGAAAACAAUAUUGUUCAUCUUGACUUAAAGCCUCAAAAUAUUUUGCUGAGCAGUGUCAAUCCUCUGGGUGAUGUAAAAAUUGUAGAUUUUGGUAUGUCUCGGAAGCUUGAGAGUUGCAGUGAGCUGCGGCAGAUCAUGGGCACAACAGAGUACUUAGCUCCAGAAAUCUUGAACUAUGAUCCCAUCACCACAGCCACAGAUAUGUGGAACAUAGGUGUCAUUUCAUAUAUGCUGCUGACACUGGAAUCUCCAUUUGUGGGAGCUGAUAAUCAAGAAACAUACCUUAAUAUAUCUCAAGUUAAUGUGGAUUAUUCAGAGGAAACUUUCUCAUCAGUUUCACAGCCUGCUAAAGACUUCAUUCAAAAACUACUUAUAAAAAACCCGGCGGAAAGACCCACAGCGAAGGCCUGUCUUUCUCACUUGUGGUUGCAGCAAGGGGAGUUCAUGCUCUUGUGCAGCCCUGAAGAAACUUCUUGCUCUUCUCCAAUGGCAGAACAUACAGCAAAGUGCUUGGCAGAGUGGCACAUCAAACCCGUCUGUAAUGGUACCUGUAGCAACAAGGAAGACAAGGAAAACAUCCCAGAGGACAGCAGUACAGUCUCCAAGCGUUUCCGUUUUGAUGAUUCCUUGCCAUAUCCCCAAGACUUGAUGACAGACUUUGUAUGCUAGUGUGUGCUGCAGCCUUCAGAAGUGUGUUUAGUGUAGAUGCACAGUUGUUCCAGUGGGGAACGUGAGAGGUGGUGUGCUGCUGCGUGUGGCAUUGGCAUACUGGAAAUGCACUUUGAUUCUCUUAUGCUGGUGCCUCCUUUUCUGUCCAUUGCUGGCAAUGGAUUUAAGCCCUAAGGAACUGUGGUUCUUGCACCAAUAAAAUGAAUUAUUUUUUUAAGAAGAUAUAAUUAAAUAUUUUUGCACUCCUCAAAUUUUUAGUUGAAAACUGAUGCUAGAUUUAACAAGCUCAGACCUGAAAGUAAGUUUGUUUAAAUGGAAGCUGUGCCAAGCAGUAGUGGAAUACAGAUGUGCUUUUAUGGCUAGCCUUAAGAAAUUGGUCUAAGCACAGAAACUGCAUCUCGCUACCUUGUGGCCUUAUUCUAGCUGUUCUCAUCGCUUUGCAUGGAAGCUGAUGGUGGUAUGUUUGGGAAGUAUAACUCUUUUCUUGGGGCUGUUUGGAAAGCUGCUUCCUCGCUAGGAUCAGUAGUAGUUCAGGAGGUGUUUCUACCUUAGAUCUGGUCCACUUCAGGACUGUUGUACACACUCCGUUUUCUCUGUGUUGGAUCUCUGCAAAGCUUGAACAGAAGUGGGUUGCCAGUCCCUGUGCCAGUGGUCCUUUGCUGCUUGUUUGAAAGGGAUGAGAGUUCCAUGCUGAUUAGGAUAUCUGAAAGAUUUGUUAGUUUGCUUUCAUGAAGUCUCUGAAGUAUUAUCAUCUUCCUGUGGUGACACCUAUUCCUCAUCUUAAGAAGCACGCAAAACCCCCUAAACUAGAAAGCCUUUUCAGAGUUAAAAGUAGUAACCGAAUAAAGUGAUGACUAUUUCUGCCAGUGAAGAUGCAAUGAAAAGGUUUUUGUGAUGCCCAUCUUGUGGGCAUUUUCCUGUCAGUUAUUACCCAUAACUUUACCUCAUGCCCACUUUGAGAAAUGGACUGCAGCCUCACAGUACCUAGUAAUUAGUUCAAGACUUUAAACAUGUCUUUAGUAGUUUGUUGCUUUCAAGUUGUAUCUCCCUCCACUUCCUGUUUUUAGGCUUUGAGGAAAGUUCUGACUUGGAGGAAAUAUCAGUUAUGCCUUAACAGCCUGGAACAAAUACUGACAUGAGAAAAAUCCUAAUACUCAGGCUGGAAAUCUUUGUGUAGGGAAUGUAUUCAAAUUUCUGUAAAUAUUUUGAAAGCAAAUGGCACUUUAAAGUACUUUGGGGAUUUUCCACUCCUCAAGACUUACCAUCUGUGGUUCAGAUUUGGUUUGUACAGAAAAUACCAUAAUCUAGUAAUUUUUGAGUGUGCCCAUGGACUUCUCAGUAGUUAGGCAGAUGGAGGUUUUGGAACUAGGUGUGACUGAGAGGUGAAUAUGAGUGGUUUAUGUUACCUUUGUUCACCCAAGUCAGGAACAGGGUUUUACAGAAAUAGAUUUCAGUAUCAGGGAUUACUAUAAGGCAUGGGGGAACUCAGGACUGUUGUCUCUGUUCUGGAUGGCACUCAUGCUGACAGGUCACCUGAGGUGCAAGGCAGGUGACACUAUCUUUCAGCUUAUGUUUGUCAGAAGUAAAGGUUUUCCAUGACUUCAUCUCACAUGAAAUGAAGUAACAGAUCCAUUCAGAGAACAGGAAGUUCAGAUGCUGAAGUACGAACAAACCACACCAAGUCUCUAUUUCUUGUGUAACCUCUUUCAGUGAUGCUGAUAAUCUCCUGAAUUAUCCAGUGACUUUGGAGACAGUUGUGUUCGGGUACUACAGACCUUUUAAUUUUCAAAGUCUUUCCAUUUAGAAUCUCACCUAACCUGCUUUUUCCACUAGCACAGAAUCCGCUAUGAACUGGGUAAAUUAACAAUACAAACUCUCUUACCUAUACUCAGAAGUCUAAGUUCACUUAAAAGAAAAAAGAAAAUGUCAAAAUGCUGUAAUGGAUAAAGGUAGAAAAGAAUGCCUAUAAAAUGAACAUAUGUUAAAAUUCUGGAGAAUAAAGUUGAAAGUAUAUGCCAGCACUUUAUGACAAAGUUGUUAUUCCUAAAAAUUUUUAUUAUUGCAUCUGAUGUUUACAUUUCUGACUACUUUUGGAGCUAACUUAUCUUUAAAUAAAUGAAACUUUGGCAUAUUCAAGGAACGUAAGUUUUGUAGACUUAAGUUUCCGUUAAGUACAAAUAAAAAUAUACCUUGAAUCAGA
Molecule: messenger RNA, 3549 nt
Organism: Pogoniulus pusillus (Red-fronted tinkerbird)
Lineage: Eukaryota; Metazoa; Chordata; Aves; Piciformes; Lybiidae
Gene: STK17B
Product: serine/threonine kinase 17b
Exons: 8
Coding region: 231-1349 (372 amino acids)
Biological process (GO): intracellular signal transduction; positive regulation of apoptotic process; protein phosphorylation
Cellular component (GO): nucleus
Molecular function (GO): protein serine/threonine kinase activity; ATP binding
Source: RefSeq, a predicted model, not a curated record